AUGUAAAUUUUUGUUUUCAUAAUCUUACUACAAAUAUCUGCUUCAUAAUGGUUGCCAGGUGAUAGCUAAUUGAUAACUAACUAAAUUUAUUAAGAAGCUACAAACGAUUAAGCUUACUUAUACACAGAAAAUUUUAUAAAAUCUGGGACAUAAUAUACGACUGCAAACUUUAUCAAUUGUUAAAGUCCACUUACAAGUUAUAUUACUUUAGAUUAGCAUACCACUAAAGUUGAAAAUAUCAUUUGGCUUAACUAUUAAAAGGGAUAAGUUCUAUCAUUUGAUUUAUAUUUUCAUGGUACAUGGAAUAAUUAACCUGUAACAAUGAAAAUUGGUAGCUUUAGCGAAACCAUAAUUUAUACAUCCCCGACUAUUUAUUAGACAUCAGGAUUUUGCGAUAAUACGCCAUACGAAGUUAAAACAUUUAAUUAUUAAUUCAUGAACUCAUAUUCAGGAAAAAUGUCUUUUGAAUCUUCCAAUAUUAAUGGAAUGGUAUCUAUAAGAAAUAUUUUUACAACUCAAAUCAAAUGUUAUCCUUCUUGUAUGACUUGCAAUGGUCCUGAACAUAAUUAAUGUUAGAGUUGCUUUUAUGAUACAAUAUCAAAUAAUGUUUGUCCACCAUGUCCAAUUAACUAAUACUAUGUAAAAUAUUUGGGAUGUAGAAAUUUGUGCGAUUUUGACUCCAAACUAUUUAAGAAUGGAUUCUGUUAAGAAUAUCCAGGUAAUAUAUAAUAUUAUUAAGUGAAUUAUUUUCAGUCGACUUAAUUCCAAAAUAAUUAAUUCUAUUUUGAAAAUCUAAAAUGGUCAAUUAAAUAUGAUAAAAACCACUUUGAUACAACAGUUUGUCUUUAAUUUAAUGUUGGCAUGUUAUUUUAUGGUAUUUUCAAAUAUAAUUCUGGAAUUUAAAGGUUUGUGAAUGAAAUAAAUUAAGCUGAUGGAUCGAAAUCAAUUGGCUUAAAAAUAAUGAUUUUAAUAUUUGGAGAUAUUCCAUUGGAAGGUGGCAUAUCAAUCAAACUUAACAAUACAUAUUAUGGUUCUAUAUUUAGAAGCUCCUCAGGAAUAUAAACGCACAAUGUUUAAAUAUUUGAUGUGAUUUCCUUGGAGCCAUGCCUUACAUAUUCAAAUUGUUACAAAUAUGAAUUGCACAUGUUUGUUGACAUACCUUAAUAUCCAUUUUUAUUUUCAUCCUAGAGUAAUUUUACGUAUUUAAUAUUUUAUUAUCUUUAGAGAUAAUAGUGCAGGCUGGGGAUUGAUUUCAAUUUCAGUCACAGCUGGAUAUUGCCCAAUAUUUUGCAAAAAAUGUGUCGUAUCGUUCGAGUGUGAAAUUUGUGAUUAAUAAUUUUUAAAAUAUCGUGAUGGUAGAUGCAUUUACAUUCACUCAUGCGUUUAGCCAUACUAAAAAAAAAAUGAAACUCAUUGUAUAGAUUUCGACGAUGAAACUCCAUGUAAAACAAUUUACCAUUAUUUAUAGAUUCAAUAUUUUUGGUAAAAGAAUAUAUUGAUUAUGCCAAUGAUCCUACAUAGAUAAGUAAAUAUAGUAUACUAACACAAUCGUCAUCACCUAAUGUAAAUUUUUUAAAAGGAACCAGCAUUUUUUAUUCAUAUUGGAAAUCUUAUAGAGUUUUUGGUGGUCCUUAUGUUUGGGCUUAAGCUAAAUUUUAAAGAGUACAUUAAAUAGAAAAUCCUCAUCACGGUAUUACUAUAGGGUUUUAUAUUUUGUUUGGUCCCAAUUUUCCUUCUUCUGGAUCGUUUGUUUACACUAUUGAUUUCAAUCCUAGUGUAAGAAUUACGAUUAGUGAUGUGCCAAACCCAAAUGAUGAUGGGACAAAAACCUACAAAGUUUAUUAAAAAAUAAACCAUGUUGCUGGUUCAUUAAAAAUGAUUUGGGAUUGUUAGGGUGUUAACAACGAACCUAUUACAUCAUAUUGUGCAGUUUAUAAUUAUUACAUUGCAGUUCACUAGUGUUAGCCAUUUUGCUUAUAAUGUAUAAAUGAAUUUUCUUGUACAAUAUUCGAUGAUGUAGUAGAAGAUCCAAAUCUUUUAAAAUUUUCUUAGUCUGAAUGUUAAAGCAAUUAAUAUUACAAUAGAAAUGAGGUGAAAUGUUUAAAUUGUCCAUCAUCCUGCAUUUCUUGUACUUCUCCAAUUGAUUGUCAAGAUUGUUAAACUUCUUAUACUCUAACUAAGCUAGGUUGCGUUUGUAAAUAAAAUUAAUAUGAGGAUUCAAAUUAAUGCAAAGAUUGCCCUACAUUAUGUGCAUAAUGUUUAAGUGAUAGCUAUUGUAUAGAAUGUUUCCUUACUGAUUUUAGAGAGCCAAAAAAUGGAUAAUGCGUUUGUAUGCCGGAAUAUUACUCAGUAGCAAGCAGUUCAAUUUGUUUAUAAUGCCAUGUGUUGUGUAAAGUAUGUAAUGGACCAUCUUUUCAUGAUUGCUAAAUUUGCAAGGACAUAAUCGGUAUUGAAUAGGUAGGCACUACUUGUCAAUGCCCAAAUUAGCAAUUGUAUAAUCAACUUUCUAAUUCUUGUACUGAUGUUUAACUUCCUUUUUCAGAUGUAUGUGGAGAUGGAUUUGUUACUGACUAAGAAGAAUGUGACGAUGGUAAUGAUAUUUAGUUUGAUGGAUGUUAUAAUUGCAAAUUUUAAUGUUAAGAAUCUUGUACAAAAUGUUAGUUAGGUGAUUGUCAAGAAUGUGCUGGAGGGUGGUACAUAGAUCCAUAAACAUGGAGAUGUAAGGAGAGAUGUGGAGAUUUAAUUUUGGUAGGAUAGGAAUAAUGUGAAGAUCGCAAUUAAUUAGAUAAUGAUGGAUGCAAGGAAUGCAGAUUUUAAUGUAGUAUUGAUUGCUCAUCAUGCAAUUAAUUGGCAAGUAUAUGUGAAUCUUGUUAAUUUCCAGGAUUCAUACCAAAUCAAUAUUUUUGCGAAAAUAAUUGUGGAGAUGGUUUUGUUGUAGUAGAUCCAUCUGGAAAAUUUACAGAAAUUUGUGAUGAUAUAGGUUGUAAUACAGAUUGUAAGUCCUGUAAAGAAGGAUAUGUACUUAUUAAUAGUAUUUGUGAACCUAUUUGUUAUGAUUCCUUAUUAGUUGAAAAAGAAAUGUGUGAAGACACUUUUAUAUUGCCAUACAGAGGUUGUUAAAAUUGUAAAUCAAAGUGUUAAUUGUCUUGCUUAAUAUGUGAUACAACAGGUAAAGGAUGCUUAUCAUGUGAAAUAGGUUAUGAAAUAUUUGAUUAUAUUUGUUAUUCUAUUUGUGGAGAUUAAAUAAUAACAAUUGAUGAAGAAUGCGAUGAUGGUAAUUUAAUAAUAGGAGAUGGAUGCCAUUUUUGUUAAUAUAGUUGUUAAGAUUCAUGUUUAAAUUGCAUUAAAGGAAAAUGUUUGAAUUGUUUGGAUAAUUAUUAAUUAGUAAUAUCAACUUGUUAAUAAAAAUGUGAUAAUAAUAUUCCUAACCCUUUUGGAUAAUGUGAUUAUAUUAUAUCUAGUAAUGAUGGAUGUUAUUAAUGUCUACAAUGCCCAGAAAAUUGUGAUUUCUGUCAAAAUGGAAUAUGUGUAAUAUGUUAAAAUAACUUCGAACUUGACAAUAUAUAUAAUCAAUGCAUCCAAAUUCAAUUUACUUAAUUUGAGAUCUAACAAAAUUGUGUAUAAUUAAGAGAUAAUCAGUGUCUUACUCAAAGUGAAGCAUUCAUUGAUUUAAUUACAAAUCAAGAUUUUGUAAUUGAUAGAUGUCCAUAAAAUUGUAAGAUUUGUAUAUUUAAUAAUUGUAUGGAAUGUUAAUAAGGUUAUUAUGGAAAAAUCUGUAUGUCAAAAUGUGGAGAUAAUAUUAUUGUAUCGGAAGAGGAAUGCGACGACGGGAAAGGUUGGCUUCCUAAUGAAUGUUAUAAUUGUAAAUUAAUUUGUCCAGAUUUCUGUAAAUCAUGUAUUUUUGGGAUUUGCUAAGAAUGUUAAUCUGGGUUUUAUAUAGAUAUGAUAAGCAAUACUUGCAAUACUAUUUGUGGUGAUAAUAUAUUAGCUUCAAAUGAGAUUUGCGAUGAUGGAAAUAAUAUAGAAUUUGAUGGAUGUUUUUAAUGUUAAUAUUAAUGUGAAAUUGAAUGUAUUGAUUGUUAAUUUGGAAAAUGUGUUUAAUGUUAAGAAAAAUUUAUAUUAUCUAAAUCAAAAGAAAAAUGUGAAUCUGUAUAAUCUUGUGAACCUUAAGAUGGAUUAUAUUAUGAGAACAAUUCUAAUAGUUGUGUUAAUUUAUGUGGAGAUGGUAUUGUAGCAGGUAAUGAAGAAUGUGAUGACUCUAAUACUAUUCCAUAUGAUGGAUGUAAUGAAUGUAAAUUUCAAUGUAAUUAAUAAUGUAUACUAUGUGAAAAAGGAAUUUGUCUUAUUGAAUCAUGUUAAUUAGGUGCUAUAUUGAUUAAUAAUUCUUGUUGUGGGGAUACUAUUUUAAAUGGUGAUGAAGAAUGUGAUGAUGGUAAUUAAAUAGAUUUUGAUGGAUGUUCAAACUGUUAAUUUCAAUGUAAUAAAUUUUGCAGUGUUUGUUUGUAAGGCAUAUGUGUAGAAUGUAUCGAAGAAUAUAAAUUAGAAGAUAAUAAAUGUAUUAAAAAUGAAUAUAACGUAACAGAAAAUCAACAAUCUAAAAAAAUAGAUUAAAAUCAAGAUGAAAUUUGUCGUAAUAAUGAAUGUGCAUUUUCACUUAGGCCAUAAAUGAGACUUGUUUUUAUAAAUUAAACUUUCAAUCAUUAAUAUAUUGAAAUUAAUUUUGAUUAGUAAGUUCAAUUAGCAGCAUUACAAGAUGAAGAAUAAUUGUAGAUAUUUGAAAUACUAAUUUAAGAUUUAAAUGAAUAAUAUUAUAAUAUAUAGCUUUAUACAAUUUUAGGUAUCGGUUAAGAUUUACAAGAUGUCUAAUAUGUUAUUGACAUAGAAAUAUAUUUAGAGUUAUAAGAGAAACCUAAUUUAUAAAUUACUUUGAUUUAGAAUGUUGUUAAUUUUAAUAAUUAAACUAUUAUUUAACCAUAGAGAUCUAUAUUGCUUUAUAUUCCUAGAAUUAUGAGCUAAGAACUGAAAUCAAAAGCCAUUUCCAUAAGUAAAACCAAUAUAGCAUUUAUGAUCUCUGCAAUUUCUAUUUCUACUGUAUCAUUAAUUUUUGGUGAAGCCUCUUUAUUUAUUGAAACUUUAAGCACUCUUUAAUAUUAAUCCUAUCUCAAAUUCAUUAAUCUUGAAUAUCCAGAAAAUUUAUAUAUGUAUUUUUAAACCUCUGAGAUGUUAUCAAUAUCCAAUUACUUAUAAAAUUUGUAGAUAGAAUAUUUUCUAGGUAUUAUUACAAGAAAGGAAGAGAAUCAAAUUAAAACAAAUGGAAAGUUUGCAAUAUAUGA
Molecule: messenger RNA, 5333 nt
Organism: Paramecium primaurelia
Lineage: Eukaryota; Ciliophora; Oligohymenophorea; Peniculida; Parameciidae
Source: the annotation of a GenBank genome assembly